Penicillium paradoxum is the source of this 1668-nucleotide messenger RNA. RefSeq names its product putative MYND domain protein. Gene Ontology annotation, cellular component: nucleus. The transcript has a single exon. The record is from RefSeq and is a predicted model, not a curated record. NCBI's taxonomy places the organism in Eukaryota, Fungi, Ascomycota, Eurotiomycetes, Eurotiales, Aspergillaceae. Gene Ontology annotation, molecular function: protein binding. The coding region runs from base 1 to 1668 and encodes 555 amino acids.
AUGUCUCCAUCACAAGUGCUACACGCUCGCAACGAGACAACUAGCAGGCUCUAUGCAGACCCGCACAAUCCCCACCUUCAUCUUGAACGAGGCCUUCAAUAUGAAAAGCUGGGCUUCCCCGAUUUGGCCGCUGCAGAUGCAUACCAUGCCCUGGCACUGCUAGAGUCAGUGGUUGACCCAGACGAGUGCGAGUUCCAUGCCAGACGGAAGAUCAAUCCUUCCCAGCAAGUCCCCGGGAAUGAGGCAAAUGAAUCUGAUGACGAAGAUGAGGACAACACCGUCCCCAUCACCCAAGAAGAAUAUGAUGCCAUCAUUGACCCAGUAUACACACUUCUUGUACGCAGUCUCGUCCGCUGCGGCUGCUACCGCGAUGCAUUCGAGUUUGGCGUGCGCGGGUUGAACCUGCUCUCUUCUCCGGCAUCACUAGCUGCCCUGAACGAGCAGAUGGAUCUCGUCAAGAAGUUCUACAAAUCCCGCACUGGUUCUGAAUCCGAGAACAUCGAUCUGAAAUCAAUCGAUUCCAGUGUCCUCCCCGCACAGGGCUUCGCCCGCCGCGUCCUCUACCCCUGGAACGAGCACGAGCCUGACCGUCGCUCCCCAGAGACCCUCAAGAUGCUCAACGAGCGUCUAGCAGACAUCGCACCAAAGUGCGAAGUCCGUGCAGUGGCCUUACCAGUUCUCCACGCCUCAGCCGAAGAAUCCAGCAUGGACGUCUCCGUGCAACUCGGCCUCUUCGCGAAAGAAGAUAUCUCCCCAGACGAGAUCAUCCUGCGCGAAUCCUCGCUGCUCACAGCCACCAAUCGACUCCACGACGACCUCUGCGAUGCAUGCAAUGCACCACUCCCGGAACUCUCAGCCGCCGAGCCUCCCGUCGCCUGCGAGGGUGGCUGCGUAGAUAUCAUCUUCUGCAGCCAGAAAUGCCAUGACACAGCGCAGGAUGUCUACCACGGCGCGAUCUGCGGUCUCGAGGAUGGUCUCGAUUCUAUUGGCAAGGAUAUUGCUGAUCCUAAGGAUAAGGCUGAUUACCUGUAUCUUCUUCUGCUGGGCAGAUCGUUUGCCAUGUCCGCUACACAGGACAAGCAUCCGCUUGAUCUUCCCGAAGUCAAGUACAUCUGGGGUGAUUUCCACGACUUCGAUAUUGAGUCUCUGUCCACAGAGAAAGAGACAAUGCCCGCUACAGAUGAUACUGCCACUUUGCCUUUCUCUUUCCAGCUCAAUGUUCUGCAGCCGGAACGUUUCCUCGAUGAGAUGGGUUUGGAUCCUUAUGCUGUUAUUAAUCGCUACGAUACAUGGGUCUUGAACACGCUGUUUGCUAAGUUCCGUGGAACGGCGUCGGGUCGGUUGUCGACUUGGGAUGGAGGCCCAGAGCUGUGUGCUGUUCAUCCGUUGUGGUGUCUUGCUAAUCACUCGUGUGAUCCCAACGUGACUUGGGAAUGGAGUAGCGAAAUUAAUUUCCGUGCGCGGAGAGAUGAUGAGACGGCUGUUUGGUCGCGCGGGGCUGAGAUGAAGGAGCCUAGACGUGGGGGUAUUGCUAAGGAUUCUGAGAUUCUGAAUCAUUAUUGUGAUAUUGGGUUGUCGGUUCAGAAGAGGAGAGAGUGGGCUUCCGGGGCUUUGGGUGGGAAUUGUUUGUGUCAUAGAUGCGUUUGGGAGGCUGGGGAGACCGAGUAG